Messenger RNA from Capsicum annuum, 2669 nucleotides. Its product is annotated as xylan glycosyltransferase MUCI21. Lineage: Eukaryota; Viridiplantae; Streptophyta; Magnoliopsida; Solanales; Solanaceae. The record is from RefSeq and is a predicted model, not a curated record. The coding region runs from base 903 to 2477 and encodes 524 amino acids. Gene Ontology annotation, molecular function: glycosyltransferase activity. The transcript has 3 exons.
ACAUCCCUCCAUUUCAACAUUACUAUUUCCAAUUAAUAAUACAUCACCUUCUCUUUCAACCUUCAAGAAUCCCAUAAAAAAAAUCUUUCCUCAGGCAAAAGAAAGAAUACAUCAAAAAAAAUAUAUUAUAUUCUUUGAUCUCCGAUGUUUAAUAUCUAUACUAAAGUAUGAUUAUUUUGAAUUAGCGCAAAAAACUUUUAGUAUAAAAGUAAAACGCUUGAAUUAGCACAAAAAACUUUUAGUAUAAAAGUAAAACCCUUUCACUCCACAACAAAAAAAAAAUCAAAAUAUAGCAAUACCCUUAUUUUUCUUUCUUCUUCUUACCAAAAAAAAAAAACAAAAAAAAAACUCCUCCCUCCCAUUCAAGAUUCCAAUUUCCAAUUAGUACAACACCUUUUCUUUCAACCUUCAAGAACCCCAUAAAAAACCUUUCCUCAAGCAAAAAUAUAUAUAUAUAGUACUAGUAUAUAUAUAUAUAUAGUACUAAUUAACAAUAGAUAUAUACGUCAAAAUUUGAUUAAUUUAAAUUCACAUUAAAAAAUUCCACUACAAUUUAAAUCCACAUUAAAAAGUUCCACUACAAACACAAAUCGCUCCCUAUUAAACCAAAAAAAAAAAAAAAAAAAAACUCCUAUAACAACACACUUUUGAUAUUUAUUCUCCCUCCUAUUCAAGAUUCCAUUUUCCAAUUUGUACAACACCUUCUCUUUCAACCUUGAACCUCAGAAAAACCUUCCCCUAAGCAAACUCAAACUCCAAAAAGAAAAUUCAAACACCCUUUUGAUAUUUAUUCUCAUUUGUCUCAUAUUACAUACAAAAAAAAAAAAUACUAUAACUUUGGUUGCUCCUUUACUCUGUAACACUCAAAAAAGUUGAUAUAUUUCUUCUUGUUUAAGCUGUUUAUGUUCAAGAAAAUGGUGCAGUACCAUAGAUACCAUCAAUGGAAAAAAGGGGAUGUUUGUUUAGAUGUUUGUGAAAACAACAAAAGAAUAGCAAGACCAAAACUUUUGUUUCUUAUUCUUUUGUCUUUUAUAUCUUUUAGCUUUAUUUUAGCUCCUCUUUUCUUCACAUCUGCUCCCCCUACUCUUUCUGUUUUAUAUUCAUUUGGUUUUGAAGAUGAAGGGGUUGUUUCUACAUCAUCAGAUGUAUUUGCUUCUGUUUGUUCCUCUGUAUCUAAUGGAUCAAUAUGCUGUGAUAGAAGUAGCAUUCGUUCGGAUAUCUGUGUAAUGAAAGGCGAUGUAAGAACAAUUUCGGCUUCCUCCACAAUCACCCUCUACAGAAGCAAUGGUUACGGCAGCCAAGUUUUCGGGUCCUCUGGAGAAAAUGAUGAGACAUUCCAACUAGAAAAGAUUAAGCCGUAUACACGGAAAUGGGAAAAAAGUGUAAUGGACACCAUCGAUGAAUUAGACCUUGUUUCAAAGGGAGAGAAUUCUGCUACUCGUCAUAACUGUGAUGUCCAACAUGAUGUACCGGCUGUGUUCUUCUCUACUGGAGGUUACACGGGUAAUCUUUACCACGAAUUCAACGAUGGGAUUAUGCCUCUUUACAUUACUUCUCAGCAUUUGAACAAGAAAGUUGUGUUUGUGAUCCUUGAGUAUCACGAUUGGUGGAUUUCAAAGUACGAGAACAUACUUACUCACCUCACUGAAUAUCCUAUUAUCGACUUUAGAGGUGAUAACAGGACUCAUUGCUUCCCUGAAGCCGUAGUUGGUUUAAAGAUCCACGAUGAGCUAACUAUCGAUGCUUCAUUGAUGGGAAGAAACAAGACCGUUAGGGAUUUUCGAGACAUGUUAGACCGAGCUUAUUUGCCUCGAAUUAGAGGGUUGAUCCAAGAAGAGGAACACGAGUCACAGUUGCGUACGAACAUAUCUGCUGUGUCGCCAUCAGCUAAGAUGAAAAUUGCGACAACUGAAGAAAAGCGGGAAUUCAAGAAACCUAAAGUGGUCAUCAUAGCAAGAAAUGAUUCAAGAGCUAUACUCAACGAAGAUUCACUAGUUAAAAUGGCACGAGAUAUCGGCUUCCAAGUGGAAUUUUUGAGGCCUCAGCGAACGACUGAGCUUGCAAAGAUCUAUCGAGCGCUCAAUUCCAGCGAUGUUAUGAUUGGAGUUCACGGUGCUGCUAUGACUCAUUUCCUCUUCAUGCGGCCUGAUUCCGCUUUCAUUCAAAUCGUUCCACUAGGAACAGAUUGGGCAGCAGACACUUACUACGGACAACCAGCAAGGAAGUUAGGUCUUAGGUACAUUGGCUACAAAAUCCUUCCACAAGAGAGCUCUUUGUACAACGAGUACGAGAAAAGUGAUCCUGUUCUUACAGACCCCGACAGUGUUAACAACAGAGGAUGGGAGUUCACGAAAAAGAUCUACCUUGAUCGUCAAAAUGUGAGGUUGAACCUUCGGAGAUUCCACAAAAGAUUGCUACGUGCCUACUAUUAUUCGAUUGCAAAGAAGAAUGGUCAUGUUCAUCAUCAAAUUCAGUAAUUCCGCGCAAUCUUUUUGGUUACUGGACGCAUGAAAUCUUAUUAGUUAUAGCUCUUAGAGUUGUACAUUAAUACUCUCAACAAAAAAGGUAUUUUCUUUUUUGUAAAGAUCAGCUGUGUUUGUAAAUCAAGUAGGCAAAAGGUAUAUACUACAUUCACUACAAAGGAAAAAAAAAAACACUCUUGCUUCUGA